Messenger RNA from Tripterygium wilfordii, 1135 nucleotides. RefSeq lists its product as uncharacterized. The coding region runs from base 81 to 971 and encodes 296 amino acids. The transcript is spliced from 3 exons. Gene Ontology annotation, molecular function: 2 iron, 2 sulfur cluster binding; nitrite reductase [NAD(P)H] activity. The record is from RefSeq and is a predicted model, not a curated record. Lineage: Eukaryota; Viridiplantae; Streptophyta; Magnoliopsida; Celastrales; Celastraceae.
ACGUCCAUGCAUGAUCAAAGCCUUUCUUUUCUCUCCCUCCAAACUCAUCGCAUUCUCUCGUUCCCUGCUUCUCCACCACCAUGGCUACCACACCUCCACCGCUGACCCAAAAUUACACUUUUACCCCUUCACGCUUCUCAUUCACCAGCCAUAAACUCUUGCCACCUCAUCGCCGCCCAAUUUACCAUUCUCUCCCUGCUCUCCCAUUAAAUCACCAUUUUAGCACUCCUCCGUGGACGACGGCCAUCAGUAAUAGCCAGAGGGCCAAAUUGACUUGUAAAGCGGCCCAAGUUUCUUCUGUGAGUGAUGAAGAGUCUCAAUCUUCUGGCGGCAGUGGUGAGUUGAACUGGGUCCCCGUGGUGCCUUUGGCGGCGCUGCCGAGAGGGGAGCGGCGCGUGAUAAUACAGGACGGAGAGGAGAUACUGUUGCUGUGGUACAAGGAUCAGGUUUUCGCCAUUGAGAAUCGGUCGCCUGCUGAGGGUGCUUACACUGAAGGAUUGCUCAAUGCCAAGCUCACACAGGAUGGCUGUAUAGUCUGCCCGUCAACAGACAGCACAUUUGAUCUUCGAACUGGAGAAGUCAAAGAAUGGUAUCCCAAGAACCCUGUUCUGAGAGCCCUAACACCUUCCCUGAGGACACUUUACAUUUAUCCUAUAAAAACCGACGAACAAAAUAUUUACAUCAGCAUGGGAGGAGGUGAAAAAUCCGAUGCAUUGGCAGAGAUUGUCUUCAGUGGGAAAGCUCAACCUGGAAUGACUGCAUCUGAUGUCAAUGUGGAGGAGGUGAAAAUGAUUGUUGAUGAGGAUGGAGGGGGGUUCGGAUUCACCGGAGCAAAUGAGUUGAUAAAUGGAAAGGCUGCUGCAAUCGGCUUCCUGUUAUUAAUAGAUUUCGAGCUUCUGACUGGUAAAGGUCUUCUAAAAGGAACAGGCUUUUUGGACUUUAUUUACUCUGUUUCAAAUGCUUUCAAUUAGACAUCAUGGUUCUUCACUGGUGAAAAGAAUAUCGGAAGAUUAUUUCUCUGUUCAGUUGCAACACAUUGAAUUGUACCAUCUCUUCAGUCUUUUGAUAUCAUCUAAUGUUGUAUAUUUGAUAGCUCUAUUUAGUCUUUAUAUACAAUAAAAUUUCAGUUUUUCAA